UUUUAUGCAGAUGUGUAUAUUCGGUUUUCCUACUUUCUCAGUCAUUCCACUUCUUGACCAUCCUGGGAUGACUGUUUUUAGCAAAGUUCUCUAUGGCUCUUUGCAUGUGAGAGCUUAUGAUUGGGUCGAGCCUCCCAGGAAAGCAAGGAACCAAAUUACUUUCCAGUAAGAUUGGCAAAGCUGGCGGUUGACAAGGUUUUAACAGCACCAUGUGGGACAUCAAUUUUGUAUCCAAGGAAUGGGGGAAAUCUACAUUAUUUUACUGCAGUCACUCCUUGUGCUGUUCUUGACAUUCUCACACCCCCUUGCAGAGAAGAUGCAGGCAGAAAAUGUACCUACUACCGCAAUUACCUGUAUAGUGCCUUUGGCCGAAAUGGUGGCAGUCGAGAUGGACAUCCAAGUGGCUUGCCUAGACCAUAUGGUGGGCGUCACGGUGGCCAUGGCGGAGCAAGUUGUGAUGCAUAUGCUGCUGCUGCUAAUGAUGAUAAUGGCACUUCAGGCUGGGCUUCUGACCCAAAAAGAAGAAGGUUCAGAUAAUGGGGUUUGGGAAUGGGGUUCUGAGCCCGAAAUAAGUAGAGUCUCAAUAUGGCUUGAGAGCGCAGCGGCGGCGGCGGUAGUAGUGGUUGGUGAAGUGGGCUUUUGUUGUCAACUCAAUAUUAUCCCUCUCCAAAAAAUAUUCCUCCCCAUGUAGUUUAGUUAUUGCCAAACCUAUAGGGCCUCUUUUGCUGAUUUUCUCAAUGUCUCAUGUAGAAGAAUUUCAAAUAUUCCUAUACAGAAAAAUGUUAUCAAAGAAAAGUCAA
Prunus mume (Japanese apricot) is the source of this 800-nucleotide messenger RNA. Lineage: Eukaryota; Viridiplantae; Streptophyta; Magnoliopsida; Rosales; Rosaceae. The record is from RefSeq and is a predicted model, not a curated record.